Molecule: messenger RNA, 1817 nt
Organism: Cherax quadricarinatus
Lineage: Eukaryota; Metazoa; Arthropoda; Malacostraca; Decapoda; Parastacidae
Source: RefSeq, a predicted model, not a curated record
UAGUUUCUAAACUGUAAUAUGUACUGAAGUGUUGAUCACCAACAGGUGGGGGGAGCCAAGGAGCGACACACCUCAGCCUACCUCAGUGGUCACACACCUGUCAACCCAGACAAGACAGUGAAUGGGUGGGUACCAGCUGUGUGUGGUCCAGCUCUCUACUACUACCACGAAGACUUCUCCAAGAGAAUGGUGGAGUGGCUGGAGAUCCUGAGGGCGGAGGGCAUUGGUAAAGUGUUCCUCUACGUUACUGACGUUCAUCCUAACUUGGAGAAGGUCCUCAAGUACUACGAGGAUGACGGCUUUGUCCAUCUCAUCAACUACUAUUACCCACCACCAUAUAUCAACGAGCCAAGUCUUCGCAGGAGUCGUUCGUGUAUGAGAUCCAGAGUGCCAAGACGCAAAGUCAAAUGCCCCCGCAUCUCUGCGCACCGCAGGCUGUGGACUCUAGUGAAGCGCAAGGAAAUGUUCGCGCAGGAGAAUGUCUACUUCACUGACUGUCUUCUGCGACACAUGCACGAAUACCGCUUCAUCGCCCACUAUGACCCUGACGAGAUCCCCUUCUUGCUGCAGCAUAACAAUUAUUCCCACUUUCUUGACUACUUGAUAACGAGCUCAGAGGAUGAAUCGAGAAAGAAGAUAAAGGAAAACAAGAAAAAGCCUACGGGUUACCGACUCCAGUGGAAGUUCUUUUACAAUGACCUGAAGCCUUCCCAGAGCGAAGUAACUGACGUGCCGGAGGACUUUUGGUACCUAAGACACACCCUUACAAAAGUCAAGGACAGAAAUAUCAACACAGGCUUUUACAAGACCCUCUACGACAUGGACACUGUCAGGGGAGUCUUCUCUCACGGCCCCCUCGUCUGCACCACAGGUUUGUGUUCAGUGAAAUCGUUGAGGUCUGUUGCUACAAACGUGGCCUACCUCGGCCACUUCAACAAAGUGUGUGGCCAGCAGUGCCAAGAAGCCAACUCGACGAAGCAUGAACCAUUUCUUCAAAAAUACAGGAAACAAGUGAUUGAAGCUGUCAACAAAGUGUUGAGGAGCUAGUGCUUGUUGACCUUGGAAAUACAUCCUGGAAAGUUUGCAAUACUAAAGGAGCAAUCUCUAGUGUUAAUUCAUCUGGUGCGAUGCUAAGUGUAUUAUGUACAUAACCUGACCAUAUUACGCUGAUUAAGAUGAAGUUAUUGAAGACUUUUGUCUCCAGGUAUUCUAGGAACAAGUUAGCAAGAACCAUGCUGAUGGGUGAACCCGUUCUCAUACCAUAAUAUUAACUGUAAAGCUUAACGUUGCAACCGAAACAAUUUAAAGAUCAUGAAUAACUCUUCCCCAGAAAUCUAUAGGUGAAAGCGUGACAAUUAACCUGUCAUAUACAUGCUUGCAUAGAAGCUCUGUGGCCUGAUACACGAGUACCUUUGUGAAGAGAGAGAGAGAUUACGAACAACCUCCCCUACUCCUGGAUGCUGAUGUUGGUGUUUAUAAACUACAGCGCAGUAUGACCUUAUGGGAUUAACACUUAGUUAUGAUUAUAAUAAUAAUUAAAUAGUUGAUCAGAGUUUUAAAUGAGAGUUACUUUUGGUCCCCAGGAAGGAGUAUUUUCCUUUUUGUAAAUGCCACCCCCCUUUGUUAGCUUGCGUGAGGCACACCGGAUUGGAUUUAUGUGCCUUUGGGAGUCCAUAUAUUCGUGCUCGUUUCGUUUGUUAGGGGCUAGGUUAGUACUAGUGAUUUCCUGCUUUCAGUUCGUUUUAAGAAAUGUCUGAAACUGUAAAGGAUGUUUUAGUUAGUUAAUGAUGAUGUGUUCACAUGUUGCACGCGCGCGC